Messenger RNA from Clupea harengus (Atlantic herring), 3449 nucleotides. RefSeq lists its product as uncharacterized. The record is from RefSeq and is a predicted model, not a curated record. Gene Ontology annotation, molecular function: RNA polymerase II cis-regulatory region sequence-specific DNA binding; DNA-binding transcription factor activity. Gene Ontology annotation, biological process: regulation of transcription by RNA polymerase II. NCBI's taxonomy places the organism in Eukaryota, Metazoa, Chordata, Actinopteri, Clupeiformes, Clupeidae.
CAGAGCUGUAAUACUUUGCGAUUAGCAAAGAAGCCAGUCAAGAUAGGGUUCUCAAACACAAUACUGUGUUUUAGUCUUUAAAAUGGAGCCCAAUAAUUCCUUGUCAAAAAUAAACAAUCCAGCAAUCCAAAAGACAGGCAUGGAAGAGGGUCUUUCUGAUCUCUUGACGAGGUCACCAGUGCUGGGACAGAGUCUGUCAACCCAAGUAAUGAGGUCUUCAAGUGAUUGUAAGAUCUUUGACGUCAAUCUCGCCAUGCGUAUUAAAGAGGAGAAAGAAGAAGUCAUGGUGGGAUUCGAUGACGCUGUUGUAACAAGCACUCAGGAAUUGGGAAAAAAGGUUAAAAUUGAACCGGUGAUAAGGGAGAACCUUAUGGCUAGGACUCGAGAUCAUACAAACCUGGCAAGUGAAACAGACACUGAGGUGUCUCAUCAGUUUCCAGGGAAAGGGGGAGCUAUUUGCUUUAAAGUUGAGGAAGGGAGCGUUGUCAAAGAAAACCAGUUUGAAGAAACUAUGGAGGCACUUGAUUUGAGCUUACCCAAAAAGAGGGACAGGAGCUUCAAGGACAGAUGUGUAUGGAUCACAGGGGAUGAUGCCGAAUAUGAAAGCUCAUUACUAAUGGAGGUAGAUGAGAUUGCAGAUAUAAGGACAGAGCCAGAGGUAGAGGAAGAUGAUGACUCUUCCUGUGAGCUUGGGGAAAUGCAGUGGGUGAAUAUACAAGUCUCUGAUCAUACCUCCCUCUCAGCUCCACUGGAUGGCGCCAUUGCUGAGGAUGUGCUCCUUAUCGAUAUUCAAGGGGUGCCAUACACACUCACACCAGAUGGGACUAAAGUUCCUCAGAUGGACACUGAGGAGCAUACAGAACUGUCAGACUCCACGUUAAUAGUUGAUAAAGACCAGCCCUGCUCCUCGUCAACAGUGACAGAAGUAGUUCUUUCCAAAAAAAAUGUGUCACACAGUUCAGUGUUCUUAGGUAACUUGUCUUCUACGAUACCGGCACAUGAAACCUCAGCUGGUAUUCAACACACAGCAGUAAAAUCCAGUCCUGUCCUAUCUAACUUAUCUCAACUGUCUGUCUUACCUGCAUUGUCUAGUUUACCUUCUCAGCCCAUUCAGGUCAUGGCAAACAGCACAUCAAAUACACCCAUUUUGCUUCUCCCCUCCUCUCAGCUACAGGCAGCUUCCUCUUCCUCAGGUGAGGCAAAUCCAAGGUUAAUGGCUCUUUCACUCCCUCUGACUCUUGCCCAAAACGCCCAGUCAACGCCCAUGUUUCUUGUUCUGUCUUCAUUGCCUGUGUCCUCUACUCAAACGUCUGUUACCCAGUUUCCUGUCCUCAAUGCUUCCUCAGGCCAGCUUUCACAAAUCUCAUCCAUGUCUUCUGUUGCACUUCCAUUAGGAUCAUCUGUGAUGGCCUCAAAUCUCCCUGUUGUCAACCUUUCAGGAUCAAAUAAGCUAGCUAGUCCUUCCUCUAUACCUGCUACUGUUUCACCUGCUGGUGCAAGUAAUGUUAGUUCAACAAGUCACACCAGACAUGUCAAUGCUGACAAGUCAGACAGCUGGACACCCAAGUCUUUCCGAGAAGCCCUGCUCAGACCAACUCCCUCACCUGAAAGCAGAAGAGUACAAAGCCCUGAGCUGCCACCUACUUCCUGCUCAUCCCCUAAAAACCCAGGGCCUUCUUCUCCUGUGGUGACCUCUGACCUUUCUGAACCCCAGAGUCCCAAAGCCAAACUGUUACCAAAACCAGAGGAAGAAUCUGUGCCCAUAUCUGAAAAUGCAUCAGAUUCUGCAUCCUCACAGGAUGAACAAGUCUCCUCGUCGUCUCCAACACCCCCCCUUUCCCCUUCUGGCAACCCCAUCUUCCCCACCAACCAACCUAACGAUCUCUCCCCGUCGUCUCCCUCCACCUGUCCCCGUCGCAUCCUCUACUGCCGAUACUGUCCGCGGGUCUUCUACUACCUGUCCGACCUGGAGCGACACUCAAUCACCCACUCCCAGAACAAGCCCCACGUGUGCUCGCUGUGCGACAAAGCCUUCAAGCGCUCCAGCCACCUGGAAAGGCACAAGCACAUCCACACAGGCCAGAGGAACUUCAUGUGCUCCAUUUGUAACAAGCGUUUCCGGGAGGCCGGAGAGCUGCUCCGGCACCAGAGGGUGCACACGGGUGAGAAGCCCUUCCAGUGCUCGCUCUGUCACAUGCGCUUUGCGGAGCGCAACACGCUGCGGCGGCACACCAAACGCAAGCACCAGGGGCACGAGCUGGAGGCAAUGGAGUCGGACGGUGGACGCGAAGGGGCCUCCCAGGCUCUGGUGCUGGUGCAGCAGGAGAGUGCGGAGUGGUACAGCUCUGCCAUGCCUGAGCAGGACUCAGACUCGGACUUGGACAAAGAUGGAGAGUGAGCGUUAAAGUGCCCACAUCUGUUGGCUUUGCAACAGAUGUGUUUUUUUUCCCCUUGGUCUGAUCAUCAUUUAUUAAAUGGACAGACCCUAAGCUAGAUAGCGGUGUGAAGAUAUGUCUUACGGCAUAAUGUGAAGCAGGAUAUCCCAAACAGUUUGACUUUUUUGCCCUUUUGGCUGCAGAGACACAAGUUUCAGUUUUCAUUUUGAUUGCUGCAAUUAAACCCACUGUAAGGCUGGAACUAUCUGUUUUCAUUUUCUUGUAUUUGUAUAUUUAUAAAAUGUACUACCUGUCCGUGUGAAUGCAAGUCAUUUGUUUUAUACACUUUAUAUUUUGUUGUGAUAUUAUGAUGCACUAUUAGAUCAUGCCUUCGUGGAUGUGAUAAAUCCUUUUCUUUCCUAUUACUUACAUGUAAGGUGCAUGUCAAAUCUGAGAAUCUGUUCUGAAAAAAAGUUUAGAUUGUAAAGAAUUAAGUUAUAUCAAGAUUAUAUUCGUAAGCUCAACUGUAUUUACUUUGUAAAUGUAGUUGUACUUUGCACCGUUUGUUCCCAGACUGGAGCAAAGAGAUGCUGUAAGCCUCACAGAUUUUUGUCUUUGUUUUCUUGAAAUCCCUCACUAAGCCUUGGCAUAAUGCAAUUUAAAUAUCCAAAUAAAUUACUGUGUUAAUAGCAAGGUAUUAGCCCUUGGGAAAUUGACAUGGGUCAAUUAGUUACCUAGCCCAGAUCAGAUAUGUUCUGUGUAAUUAUGAGAGUGAAUAUUUGCACUGUGCGAUUAUGCUUUGCUUGUUAACCCCUGUGUUUCACUCAGCCGCUCUCUUGUAAUUAUCUGGGCAAUUUAGCACAUCGCAGCUCCACUGCACAGCAACAGCCAUGCACAGAGAGAUUUGGUGGCUUGCUCCAAGAUAAUGCUGAAAUGGCUUAAUUGGGUCCACUUCAUGGUUUGUCAUCCCAUCGUUUCUGGUCCUUUAUUUUGUUAUUAAUGGCUGUCAAAAUAAUUGUGUUUUAUAUUUGGUAGUAAUUUACCCUCAAAAUAAAGAGAUUUGCUAAAAACGUA